This is a messenger RNA of Carassius carassius (crucian carp), 1038 nucleotides long. RefSeq names its product cytosolic phospholipase A2 gamma-like. The transcript is spliced from 10 exons. Gene Ontology annotation, biological process: glycerophospholipid catabolic process. Bases 1 to 1038 code for a protein of 345 amino acids. NCBI's taxonomy places the organism in Eukaryota, Metazoa, Chordata, Actinopteri, Cypriniformes, Cyprinidae. Gene Ontology annotation, molecular function: calcium-dependent phospholipid binding; calcium ion binding. The record is from RefSeq and is a predicted model, not a curated record. Gene Ontology annotation, cellular component: cytosol; nucleoplasm; nuclear envelope.
AUGCAUCUACACAACCCCUGGUUUGAGAUCAGUCCAGCUGAAGCUGGUUAUUCUCUCACUGGAGCGUUUGUGGAAACAUCCAGCUUCGGCAGCCAGUUUACAAAUAAGAUGAAGAAGCAGGAUGAAAUGGACAUGCUUUACCUACAAGCUCUGUGCAGCAGUGUUUUAGCUGAUGAAGAGGAGAUCUGGAAGUGGAUAAAAGCUCUUUUAUUACCUGAAAUAAAAACGGCAUCAGAGAAAACGAGACAAGAUCCACACUCCCCACCUAUAGACGAAUGUUACCAGGUGCUUUUGAACCUUGUGGACAUGAACCUCACUGUGCUGAAAGGCACUGAUCCUUCUGCUCUUGAUCAGUCAAUCAGAACGACACUGACUGACCUCUCUGGAGGCAAAAGUCAGCUGAUUUAUCAAUUAGAAAAACUGAACGAUGAUAAAACUGCUGGUAAAAAAGCAGCCAAACAGUACAUGAUGCAGUACACCAUGGAUGUAUGCAACUAUUUCAGUUUGGAGCGCAAGCUCAAUUCCUGGCCAUUUGAUCUUUUGAUUAGCAUUUGUAGAUGCAUUGCUCAGUGGAUCUGGGGCAGGCAUUAUAACUUCCUCCACAACAUGACAGAUGAAGCAGUGCCUGCUGCUCUUCUGGAAGGUGAGACGAGAGACUAUAUAGACGCCGGACUGUUGCUGAACUCACCCUACUUCUCAGUGCUGAGAAAAGAACGAGACAUUGAUCUCAUCAUUUCCCUGGAUUUCAGUGAAGCCGACUCUUUCACGACAGUGACACAAACCGCUGAGAUGUGCAAGAAACUGAAGAUCCCUUUCCCUGAAGUUAACAGUGUUCAGAGGCAAAGACGCUCCAACCAUAAAAUUGAUGCCUGGAGGAAGAAAUAUGGCACCUCUCAGGUUCCUUACACCGCUGAGAUGAUCGCUGAACUUCUGCAGGUCUCUGGGAAAAACUUCUCAAUCAACAGAGCCAAACUGCUGGAGCAGAUCCGUGUGGUCGCCGAGGCUAAAUAUUUCCAGGCACAAGCACGACAAAUUUAA